This is a messenger RNA of Aegilops tauschii subsp. strangulata, 1293 nucleotides long. NCBI's taxonomy places the organism in Eukaryota, Viridiplantae, Streptophyta, Magnoliopsida, Poales, Poaceae. The record is from RefSeq and is a predicted model, not a curated record.
AUGAAAUCUAUAGAGCAAAGUGGCGUACCAAAGUCUGUUAUUGCACUUGGUUCUUCCUCUGCUCAUCCAUUGCUAGUGGCUAGUGAUGAUCUUCCGGAAACUGCCCCGGCCACCGGCGGACAGAAGCGUAGAAAUUUCUUGCCCACUCAUGCUGACGAGGAAGAGAGGCUCCCCCUCAAGCGCAAACUUGAUUUUUCUGAAAAAUAUGAUUUUUCUGAACCAAUAACCUUGGACGGUCCGUCAUUAGAUGUUGAACUCAGUAGCCUUGUUAAUGAUGAAGAUUUUGGCCAUGUUCUCACAGGAGAAAAGGACCAUGGCCUUGGUGACCUUUUCGAUUUAUCCUUCAAGGAUUAUACCAUUGGCGAGUGUGGCACAAGUCGUCUACCUUCCAGCCCGGGUGUGUCUGAAGCUGUGCCCCAUACCCCUAGUGCUCUUGAUUUCUUGUCAACUUUACCUGGUUGUGACCAAGAAAUUCGCCACUCACAAGACCCUGAGGUGAUGGUUGUAUCAGGGAAAGGCGCACAGAUUGACUGCAGUUUCAUCAAGGACAUGUUUGUGGAUGCUACGGAUUUCGUAGUGAAAUGAGCCCUCGAAGGACUGAACGACUCUACCUUUGGUGAUCCCGAGCGACGCAUGAUGCUUGAGAGUGUUUCUCAAAUGCUGCCCACGCAAGUGCCUGAGGUAGCUAAGGUGCAGGCCAUUUUGGUCGGGCUUAUUGACCUUUCCAAGAAGUUGGAGGGUGGCCAGACCAAAUUCACGAGGGAAUCCGAGCGAGAUGAACAUGUUCUUGCUGAAGUAGAACUUAAGAUUAAGUCUGGACAUGAGGUUUCCAAGGCCAUAAUUGAGGACUUAUCUGCCGUAGAAAAGAAGUGCACUGAAAUAGAGGCACGGGAAGCAGAGCUGAAGGCCCAGCUUGAAGAGGUUACUGCUAUUUUGGACAGGCUUAAAUUGGAAAUGGAACAGCGCCGACAAGCACAUGAUGCUCAUCAAUCUGAACAGAAGAAGUUGGUGAAGAGUCUACAAGAUACCAAUGCUGGCAAAUGUACAAGGCUUGCUGAAUUUAAACAAAAGACAGCAGAUUUAAAGACUGAAGCAAGUCAGUUGUUGAACAGCCUGCAGAACUGGCGAGCUCCUUGAGAAGGCCUAGACUUCGCUUAGUUUUUUUAUUUAUCCAUUUCAAUUCAUCGUUUCCCUUUGAAUCAUUUUAUGUUCAGUACUCAGUUUCACUUCAAAUGUAGCAGUACUUUGUUUAUUCACGUGGGAACUCCAAAUUUUAUGCAUGAUGUGCUAGUA